This is a messenger RNA of Grus americana (Whooping crane), 669 nucleotides long. It is a transcript of the gene TMEM243, whose product is annotated as transmembrane protein 243. Bases 41 to 445 code for a protein of 134 amino acids. The transcript has 4 exons. Lineage: Eukaryota; Metazoa; Chordata; Aves; Gruiformes; Gruidae. The record is from RefSeq and is a predicted model, not a curated record.
GCGCGGCGGGGCGCGGAGCGGCGCGGCGCGGGGGCGCAGCAUGAGGGCGCCCCCCCCCCCCCGCCGGCCGCCCCAGCGCCCCCGCGCCAUGGAGGGAUUCGCCGCCCGCGGCUACGGCACCGGCGGGACGGACAACCGGCCGCUCUUCGGGGAGACCUCGGCCAGGGACAGAGUCAUCAAUCUAGUUGUUGGCGGCUUAACAUCCUUGCUGCUUGUAGUCACUCUAAUCAGUGCUUUUGUCUUCCCGCAACUACCUCCAAAACCUGUGAAUAUAUUUUUUGCUUUCUGCAUCUCCUUGUGUUGCAUUUCUGCUGGCAUACUUAUCUACUGGUAUCGACAAGGAGACCUGGAACCUAAAUUUAGGAACCUAAUUUACUAUAUUUUAUUUUCUAUCGUCAUGUUAUGUAUAUGUGCCAACCUGUACUUCCAUGAAGUGGGUAAAUGAUGGAUGUUGGGGAUACCCAGCAAUGAUGCUACUGUGUCAGACUGCUUUCAGCUCAGCCCAAGACAUUUAAGUGAGGACAAUCAGCCUGAGAGGAAAGAAGUGGGUUGUGCAAGGAUAAAUCAGUACAUGAUUUUCAUGUAAAUGUAUAUGUAAUGUCCCUCUUGUUGGGGAGAAUUAUUGCCAUAAGACAUGACAUUCUGCUUUUUUUUGAAGAGCUACUGUUG